AUGAAGGUCGUGCAAGUAGUGGGCUACAAUGAGAACCUCAAGAUGGCUGAGGCCGAGCAGCCCACGGCUACCAGUCCUCUCGACGUGAUCGUCAAGAUUGGGGCGGCCGGUACGGAUAUCCAUAUUUUGGAGGGACAAUGGAAAGAGAAGUCCAAUGUGAAGCUGCCGUACACGAUUGGCCACGAGAAUGCGGGAUGGGUCCACGAAGUCGGUAAUGGCGUGACAUCUGUCAAGGUCGGCGACAAAGUAAUCUUGCAUCCUCUGGUCACCUGCGGCCUCUGCACAGCAUGCCGCUUCGGCGACGACGUCCACUGCGAAGACAGCACAUUCCCAGGAAUCAACGUCAAUGGAGGGUACGCAGAGUACCUCAAGACAACUGCUCGAAGUGUGAUCAAGCUGGACGACUCUCUUGAGCCUGCUGACGUUGCAGCUCUGGCUGACGCUGGUUUGACCGCAUACCAUGCUGUUGCCAAGGCUGCGAGGCUACUUCGACCAGGCAACUUUUGCGUUAUCAUUGGCGCCGGUGGUCUCGGACAUAUUGGGAUCCAGGUAGCAAAAGCAGUCAGUGCCGCCACCUUGAUCGUCUUGGACCGUAAUGAGGCUGCUUUAAAGCUUGCCAAGGAGCUGGGAGCAGAUCAUGUCGUUCAGUCUGGAGAGGGGGAUGAUUUCGUCAAGAAAGUGCUUGAAAUCACCGGCGGCAAGGGAGCUGAAGCUGUGAUCGACUUCGUGGCAGAAGGUGGAUCGACUUCGACAGGAGUGCAAAUGAUUCGACGGGCGGGCAACUACUAUGUGGUCGGCUAUGGCGAGAAUAUCAAUGUGCCGACGAUCGAUAUCAUCUCUACCGAGAUUAACUUCAUCGGCAACCUUGUUGGAUCAUACAACGACCUAGCAGAGCUCAUGAUUUUAGCCGCACAGAACAAAGUGAAAUUGCACACGACGAAGUACAAGCUGGAUGACUUCCAGAAGGCUCUCGACGACUUGGCCGCUGGGAAUGUUCGUGGACGUGCAAUCUUGGUUCCGUAG
This is a messenger RNA of Recurvomyces mirabilis, 1023 nucleotides long. RefSeq lists its product as uncharacterized. Lineage: Eukaryota; Fungi; Ascomycota; Dothideomycetes; Mycosphaerellales; Teratosphaeriaceae. The record is from RefSeq and is a predicted model, not a curated record. Bases 1 to 1023 code for a protein of 340 amino acids. Gene Ontology annotation, molecular function: oxidoreductase activity; zinc ion binding. The transcript has 9 exons.